CCRUGCAUAACUUCAGCGAUCAUGUACUGGGUCAUUAGCUGUGUUUCGGUCAAGAUAUUGAUCUAUAUAUUUAUGUUUUAUAAUAMAGGCUGUUGUCUAUUAUUUGCAGAUUAAAUAUGGUGUUUUUUGACCGCUUUAUGYWUUCCGUGGUGCUGAUCGAUUUAUACGGGUUAAUUUCUGACCGCCAUCCMUGGUGCUGAAYGUGUUGGCUAUAUUACUUCUCUGGUAACAGCUUCAAAUGUGCCCUUAGAUUAGGUUCUGCUCUGCUGUUACAAUGCUUAGUAAUAUUAACACACAGUCUUACCAACAAAAUUAUUUACAUUUUAAGGGAAAUAUGGGUGGUGAUAGGGGUCUGUCAUUUUUUGGGGCACUUGGGCCCAUCAUGAUKAASCUACGCAACUGGUUGGCUUCACAUCAUACCCCUCCRCUGUGGAUCAUUUCCAUAGAACUUCACAGGCCCUUUUUUACCAAUCUCUCCAUUGUGGUUUCCUAACAGAAGGUUCACAUGGAAAUCGCCCAGUUUGAGAAGAUCAGGAAGAAGUUGUCACCUGCUGGSGGCUUUGGCACCUCCUCUUUGAGUGAGGCCUCCAGAAGCCAUGGCUCCCAGUUGCAGAAGCCUGAGGAGCUGGCUCAGGCCAACAGCGAGUACAUCCAGAAAAUCCGCCAGAGGCUGGAGGAGGAUGCARCAGCUCGUCAGCAGAGGGAGAAACGCCGCCGCCGCGUCUUAGUGGAACAAAUGAAAGCCCACGAGACCCAAGAGGAGGCCCUUCGAGAGGAGCAGCUKGUGGAGCGUCUGACCCGUCAGUCCCAGCUGGAGAGACGCCUGGCCGUCCAGCUCAUGCAGCUCCGCCAGCAGAAGGACGUUCUCCGACAGAACCGAGUGUUCCGCGAGAGACAGUACCAAGAGCAACGGCUGAGGGAUUUCCAAGAGGCCUUGGAGAGGGAGGCGGCUCUAGCACGCCAGGCCAGUUUGGAUCACGCCGAGGAAACUCGGAAGGAGAUUGAGGUACAUGACAGGAUAGCGACGGAGCGCGCCMAGGCUCGCUACAGGAAGCACUCUGACAGCUGCCGAGAAAUACUGGAGCAGAUAGUGGACCUGGCCACGAAAGCUGGAGAGUACCGCCUCCUCACUGGAAAUCUUAUCCCUGGGAAGUUGAUGCGGGAAUGGAAGGAGCUCAUGUUUUGCGGGAAGCCCCUGUAUGACAGUGGCAGUCUGGAGGAGCUACCUGCCGACCCCACCCCAGAGCAGUUCAUUGAGGUUGAGAAACAGGAGAUCCUUAACAACCAGGACUAUGAUGAGUAUAUGAGCAUGACUGGUGAGUGGACCUGGCCAGAGGAUGGGGAGACAAAGCCCCCCCCAUCCAACAACAAUAUCCUGGGACAUGUGGUGCUCCGCCUGCAGACUAUUGUGAACCCCCCCAAACCAGACACCCUUCCUCCCUUCUUUCCUCGGUUCACACUGAAAGCCUGUGUSCUGGGGAAGCUUUUCUCCGGGAAGACCACAUGUUUAACCAGGAUUGCCAAAGUCCAUCACAUCCACAUCCUGUCAGCUAAUGUUCUGAUCCAGGAGGCCCUGGAUGCACAUCAGCUUGGAAAGCUUGGACGUGAGAGCACAGAGAGCUGUGAAACAUUGCCCACUAAAGACAUCGACCAGGUGGAGACGGAUACUGAGAUGGAGGAGGAGUCGUCACAGGAUUCAGGCCCACUCGCUCAGGAGCCUCAGCAGCAAGGAGCCAAGAAAAAGGCUAAGCUCUCUGUGAGGGCCCAGCAUGGAGCAGCAGUGGAAAAGUUUCUCAGGAAAGGGAGAUCCGUCCCAGACGAGCUGCUUGUGGACAUUGCAGUCGAAGCUAUCAGGGCAAUCCCAGCAGACUCAGGCUGGAUUCUGGACGGCUUCCCGGUCGAUUUAACCCAGGCCAAGCUUCUGGAGAAGGCCCUGGGAGGCUCGGACACCGGGAAGGAGAGGAAGAACAAGCGRUCCAACCUGUCUGUGGAUAGCAACGCGCCUAAGGAGCCCCCUCCUCCCUCUCCUGUGCUGGACCUAGCUCUGCUGCUUGACGUGUCUGAUGACCACGUUUUGGACAGGGCGGCCAAGCAGGCCUAUGAGGAGGAGAGGUCUGGCCCGGCCGGGGCUGGUGAGGAGAGCUGUGCCCCUGCUAGAGAGCACAAUGUUGUCAUCGCCAGGGACAAGAGCCUGGGGAAGAGACAGAUCCAGCACAGGAUCACAGCCUUCCAGGAUACCUGGCCCAAGCUGGAGAAGUGGUUCUCUGGUAAACAGAGCAUUCUGAUGAGACUGAAUGCUGAGAUGUCGGAGGACAUGCUCUUUAGAAAAGUGGAAUCCAUCCUGUACCAGGUCAUGAUACAGUCGGGAAAAGGUGAGGUCGUUGUUUUGGACAGUGGAAAGGCACCAGCGGUCUCAACUGCUCUCGUCCAGGUAACUCCGGAUGCGGUCCCAGCUCCCACUGAGUCCACCCUCACCCAGGAGGGCCUGACUCCAGCUGUGAAAUGCUCCAGCUCCAAGUCCAACUCUCGCUCCCCCAAAGGUUCACAGAGCAACAUCGAGAAGAGCACAUCCGAAGGGAAAGAUGUUCAUCGUAAGCUGUCCAAGUCUGGAUCAGGAGGAGCCGURGGGCGUUCUAGGACGUUGUCCAUAGCCUCCUCCUAUGAGAAUUCCCAUGGUGGGAACGCCAGCCCUACAGAGCCCCUUGCUCCCACCCCUGGAACUGCACACUGGGUGUACGUGGACGAGCCCCUUCCCAAGGUACAGUAG
Molecule: messenger RNA, 2767 nt
Organism: Salvelinus sp. IW2-2015
Lineage: Eukaryota; Metazoa; Chordata; Actinopteri; Salmoniformes; Salmonidae
Source: RefSeq, a predicted model, not a curated record